Arachis ipaensis is the source of this 1029-nucleotide messenger RNA. RefSeq lists its product as uncharacterized. Lineage: Eukaryota; Viridiplantae; Streptophyta; Magnoliopsida; Fabales; Fabaceae. The record is from RefSeq and is a predicted model, not a curated record.
AUGGCAAGUGAGGAGGAGAGUGUUCUUGCCUUAGUGCAUUGUUUUGGAAAAAUUAAAAAAAGCAAAAGCCAUGGUGUGAAGUUCACAGACAAAGAACCAUUGAGUGUGUUCAUCAGUUCGUCAAGCACUUUGUCAGAUCUAAAGAACAGCAUCUUGCAGAAGCUUGGCGUCUUUGGUACGAAGUGGGUGAAGAAGCUAUUCUACAAGAUUCCCAUCGCAGUUGUCUCGACGGGUGUUCAGUAUGAUACCUUUGUGCUAGCGGCUGAUGAAGAUAUUAGGGUUCUGUUCCAUUGUGUUAGGAGUUUUCCAGAGAUCCGAAUUCACGAGUUGUUUGCGAAGUUGGAGGUUGGUGUCGAUAGUUCUGGGGCAUCAGCUCCAUUUCAUAGCUCGACUGCCGCGGGAGGUGCGUCUAGUUUGAUGCCUGCGGUCAGACCGUAUCUUCCGCCGGUGGGUUCCCCUACGUUCGCGGCUGAUUUAGAGCGAACGGUGGUUGUUGGUUCUGUACAGUUGGAGAAUGAAGGAAUCUUUGAGCAGCCUGAUGUCGUGGGCACCGGUGGUUGCCAGUUACCUUAUAUGGAAGGCUUUGGUGAACCUGAUAGAGUAGAGAAUGCAAUGUGUGACGAUGACUCUGACCAGGAGCCUGUCGAUAUCAUCGGGGACAGCGACGACGACACAGGUGCCAAUCCACAUGCCAUCCGGCGAGGUGUUGAGUAUAGAGUCAUCGAAUCAGAUCAUCUGAAGUAUCAUGGAAACUGCAAGCAAUUCGGCAAGGGUUGUACUUGGUUGAUUCGCAUUGCACUGCGUGCACGAAAGGGCACUUGGGAGGUUAGGAGGUACAACGGGCCACACACAUGCUUGGCAACCUCUAUUUCCAGUGAUCACCGUCAGCUGGAUUACCACGUUAUCUGUGCGAGGAUUCUUCCGUUGGUUAGGGCAGAUGCUGCAGUUACGGUAAAGGUACUGCAACAAGCUACAGAAGCCGAUUAUGGUUUCAGGCCUAGUUACAGGAAGGUUUGGAUGGCGAAGUAG